Molecule: messenger RNA, 3330 nt
Organism: Drosophila virilis
Lineage: Eukaryota; Metazoa; Arthropoda; Insecta; Diptera; Drosophilidae
Gene: Pih1D1
Product: PIH1 domain containing 1
Biological process (GO): box C/D snoRNP assembly; rRNA processing
Cellular component (GO): cytoplasm; ribonucleoprotein complex; R2TP complex
Source: RefSeq, a predicted model, not a curated record
AAUGUUAUCGCAUUUACGACUUAUCGUUUGGCAACCCUGCAAAGCACUUUGCGUGUGCCAAAUGAUAGAAAAUAAAAAUACACUUUGCCUGUCAGAAAUUAGAGAAAUAGUCAAGUAAAUAGAAAUAAAGGCAUAUUUACUGUUUUAUAAACUUCAAAUUUGAAUUGAACACAAAGGCGCAAACAUGUCGCGCCGCAGCAACUUUAUCGAGGGCAACGACAACUUUCGCGAGCAAAACUUGCGCUUUGUGAGGAACGAGUUUGAAGAAAAUAUAAAUCAAUUCUUUGGCGCGGACGCAGCCGGCACAGGCCCAACGGGCAAUGGAGCACCGCCGCGCGAUUCUAUUAUUGUACAACCGACGCCCGGCAACAGUGAAGCGAAACCGUUCCGAAGCGUUGAAGUGGAUCAACGUUUACAGUACUUUCGCCAGUUGGGCCUCAAUCGCAGCCGAGCUUUUGCCCUGGCCAUUGGCUCCUUGAAGGUGCCCGAUUUCAAUUUACGCGACAUUCAGCGGCAAAGAUAUCGCAUGAGCGUCGAGGCCGGCGACGAGCGUCAGGCGGAUGUGGACGCCUUUAUUGUCAAAGAAGUUACAGCUAUGAUUGAUUUGCGUCAGGAGAGGCUCAAGCAGCGGCCGCGCACUCCGCCGCCGCCGAGAGACAUCGAUUGGCAUGGAAAUAGGGGCGUUCCACGGCAACGUGCACCAAGCCCCGAAAAUUUUGGACUGAUUCGCCGAUUCGAUGAACAUGAACGAAAUGAACAGUUCCGCGAGCGGCAUGGCAGUUCUCGUGAGCGAAAAGAAAGCCAUCGUGAGCGUAGCGAUGAGUUUCGUGAGCAAAACGACAGAUAUCGUGAGCGUAGCGAAGAGUUUCGUGAGCGAAACGACAAUUUACGUGGGGGAAAUCCAAUCUUUGAACGGGAAGACAGUUUUCGUACUCGACAUUGUGAACGAAAUGAUAACUUUCGUGAAGCGGAACCAUUUAAUGAUAGCCCAAGAUUUUUGAAAAAAUUUCGUAGCCCAAAUUUGGACGAUUUUGGUCCAAAUCAAUGCAAUGAGUCGCAGUUUAGGGACGAGGAACGUUUAAUUUUUAACAAUAAUCGUGAACCAAUAGGUUCCAAUUUCGGUUUAAAUCGUCGUUCGCCAAAUCCCGAAAAUUAUCGUUCAAUUUAUGAUAAUUUUCGCGCAGAGCGUCCCAGAAACUCUGAAAAUUCCAAUAUUCAUGAUUUCGAUGAUGAUUUGAGAGCUGUUCCGCGACAGCUGCAGGUGGAAAACUACCGUGGAACUAGUUCGGAACGGAGGCGAAUUGAUGUGCGUUUCGAGAAUGAACCAGAUGAACAACGUUUUUACAAUGAACGCAAUCAAAGUUAUCCGGAGGAUAAUUUUCGUCGACGGUCCGUUCUGGACGAAACUUUCCGUAGGAGUGUACGGAAUGAGGCGCUACGCCCGGAAUAUGCAGACGAUUUUGGGCCAGAACCCAAUUUUGAUAGCGAACCGUCAAAUUUUAUGGGAAAUAACUUGAAUGAGGGAAAUGAAUAUGCUUUAAAUAUAAAUCGUUAUAAUUCCGAUGGAAGUUUGCCAGACGAACGUUGCAACUUUGAUCCCGAUUUCCAGGACAGGAACUUGAACAUGAUACUCGAUUUCCCGCCGGAUCCAAUGUUCAACAACAGAAAUCAAACGAACUGGAAUAACAGUAAUAAUAAUAAUCCAGUGAGCCCGGGCAACUGGAAUAUCAAUAAUCCCAUGAACCAACCCAACUGGAACAAUAAUAAUAAUAAUCCCGGCUGCUUUGGCUUUGUGGGAGAUGGCAAUCCGGACAUGAUUUGGCCAGCUCAAAUGAGAGACAACCCGCAGCAGCAGCAGCCCAUGAAACCACCAAGGAGCAGCUCCCUCAAAAAUAGACCAAGUCAGACGCAGCAAAAGCCAUCGCCGAUUCGAACUGGCAAUAAUCUUACAAAGAAAACCCUGAUUGCCAAUUUACCUGGCAACAGGCAAACGGGCGGCAAUCCAAACAAAAUAAAUAAGCAAAAUACAGGCAAUGCUGUGACCAAAAAGGUCUUACUGCCAGCUCCGGCUGGCAAGCCAAAUGUUCUCAACAAUUUGGUAAAAAUUAAUACGAAUAGAUACCAAAAUCCGAACAGGCCGAGCACAUGGAAUGUCGCCGGCAAUCUGACAAAUCUGCCAACAGCAGCUCACCGAAAUGCCAACAAGCGUGCAGCGGAUGGGACAGGUCCAGGAUUUCUGACCAAGGCCGAGAUUAAGAGACGCAAGCUGGCCGAGAAGCGUGGAUUUUUGAUUGGCGGCAUCAAGCUGCCGUAUAUAAACAACAGUGCCAGGGCGUUGCCCCAGCCGGAGGAUAAGUCCUAUGCGAUCACCUUUUUUGAACAAGAACCCAUCUACAAUACGUGCAUUCAUGUGACGGACAAUGAUGAGGGCGACAUGGCCAACAUUGAGUCGGACGAGAAUUCGGAUAAUGAUGAUGAUGCGCCGCCGACGGCUGGCAACCGGUUGGUCAUCAAGCCGGACACCAGGAAGCGCAAUGUCAUACGCAAACGAAUCAGUGCGGCCUGGACGAAGCUGUAUCGGGCGAAUAAUUAUAAAUGCUGGCUCACCUGGUGGCAGGCGUACAAAUGGUGCGAAUCGGAGCUGAACAAGCAGCUGGAAAGGUUCGGUUCGCUCAAUAUUCGGCAGGCUUUUCUGCCCAACUAUCCGAAGAAAAGCACGGAGCAGGUGAUUAACCUGGUCAUGAAAUCGGCACAUUUUGCGCUCGAGGAGAACACAAGCUCGCAUUUUCGUAAUCACAAAACUCUAUAUAAGCUCAUGAAUGAGACGUUCCUCGAGAAUCUCUCGUUGCCCGUUGUCGAGCAGCUGCAGGAGAUGAUACGCGGCACUCCAAAUCAUUUGUGGGUAUACAAAAUGCGUAGCAUGGUUUUUCUGUGGGCGGAAUACUAUAAAAUCUUUAAGGCCAGUCCCAGAAAUGAGGCCAAUUUUGGGGCCAUUCAGUCCAAAUGGAAGAGUCCCGUCUUCCACUGGAUGUGCAAACAGGCAUUCGAUGAGCUAAAGGCUAUCAGUGCAAUCGAGUGGCCUGAUCACGCUAAAGAGUAUGCGCGUCUGAAAUCUGAAAAAUAACUAUAAACUUAAGAUAUAUUAAUUUAAGUACCUUUGAAUUUAAAUGGAAUCAUGAAAACGUAUUGAAAUCAAUAAUGUUUAAAAAUAAUGUACGUUAAACAAGCAGUUGCUUUUGUACCUAAUCACAGGAUAAAUUUUGCAAUUAAGUUGUCUAGGGCUGCAAAACCAAAUAAAUUGUAACUGGUUCGGUUCACGGUUCAAACUAA